AUGAAACCCAAUGGGCCGUCUCUGGACGCUCUUGCGGUCGUCUCAUUAGUGCUGGAGGGGAUAAUUUACGGAGCUUCACUCAUCUUGUUCACCGUGAUCAUCAGGGUGCUGCUACGCAGAGACGGUCCGAGGCGCGCCUUCUUCUGCAAGCUGACCACUGCGAUUGCCCUAUGCAUCCUAAGCACCAUUCACAUGGCGAUAAACGUGGUACGCGUCGUGGAGGGGUUCGUCUUGUACCAAGGUACAUAUCCCGGGGGGCCAACUGCGUUCUUCGCGGACGUCACGCAGUGGAGUUUUACCUUCAAGACCCUACUGUACCUUUUGCAGACAUUGAUUGGAGACGGUAUUGUGAUUUUCAGAUGUUUUAUCGCAUGGCAGUCCUGGAAAGUAGUCGCUUUUCCGAUCGCGCUCUGGUUCGCGGUGGCUGGCGGAGUUAGCGUCUAUCACACCGUCUGUGCUUAUGGAGACAACUACAACCAAACUACCCAGUCUCCACGAGGAAAUAGCGUGUGGGCACUCACUUACCUUGUUUCGACCCUCGUCGCAAACUCGACUGGCACAUUUUUACUGAUCUAUCGCCUCUGGAGCAUCGGACGCGAGGUCACGCUCUCAGCGCAUCAAGCUGCCCUUCGACAUGGUGACGCGACCCCCGUGUAUACCCGCAGCUUAGUGACGGCGCCGCUAGUGCGUAUCUUCGCAGACGCUGGGCUGCUUUAUUCGGUCACUCUAGUCGGAGUGCUCUUGACCUACACGAUGCGGAACAGGGGACUUUACGUUCUGCUUGACACGCCCAUCGCCCCUGCCCUCACUUUCUUUCUGUUGCUCUGCUCAACUAUCUUCGCCUCAUCUCAAGUAGCAGAGGCAAGAUUAAUCGCCUUCAAGGACGGUCAUAAACAAGUGACACCUUCACCCGCGUUCAUGGCGCGAGACGAGCAGAUGCGUGCUGAGACUGAGCAUACGUUCGAGGAGGCGGUGGCGUACGCUAUCGUUGCAGCACCUCCGAUUCCUGGGAUGACAUGCGAGCCUGUUCCAAUCCACGAAGACGUUCGGGACAUGGAAAUCGAUGUCAACUGGAAGGGUAAUUUCAUGAACACGGUUCGAGAGGGAGAAGGAGGAACAAAGCUCGGCAAGGGGGUGUAG
Coniophora puteana RWD-64-598 SS2 is the source of this 1140-nucleotide messenger RNA. RefSeq lists its product as uncharacterized. Lineage: Eukaryota; Fungi; Basidiomycota; Agaricomycetes; Boletales; Coniophoraceae. The transcript is spliced from 7 exons. The record is from RefSeq and is a predicted model, not a curated record. The coding region runs from base 1 to 1140 and encodes 379 amino acids.